Coffea arabica (coffee) is the source of this 1242-nucleotide messenger RNA. NCBI's taxonomy places the organism in Eukaryota, Viridiplantae, Streptophyta, Magnoliopsida, Gentianales, Rubiaceae. The record is from RefSeq and is a predicted model, not a curated record.
AUGAUAUAUGGUGGUGACAUCCAUUUUUUCAAGAGACAUUUCCAGCCAUUCCGUCGAUACUAUAUCUCCAAUGCAAAACUUGAGACAGUCCAGCCGAGAUAUAGUACUUAUAGCAAUGAGUACUGUUGGGUUAUUGACAAUUCGACCGUUGUGCAACAAGUUUAUGAAUCGGAGCCUCCGAUGCUACCAGAUACAACCUUUCCCUACUACGCAGAUCUACUUGGAGUUGCCAUACAUGUUAACCCAAGGGCCAUGAGGGGACCAAUACCUACCAGAGAAAUAAUCAUAGUCGAUGAAAGCUCCCAACCUCUUGUCUUGACACUUUGGGAUGAGCAUGAAUUUGAUGAGGGCCAACAAAUAGCUGACAUGAUCCACACACAACCAAUCAUUGCUACUCUAAGAAUUAAAGCAACCUCCUAUCAUACUUUGAACCUGUCAACCAAGUUUGCAACUUGUAUAUUGAUCAAUCCUCCAACUGCUCAAGCAAAUGCGCUUCGUACUUGGUCAAGCAAAAAUCAAGAAGCAUUCCUGAAAUUCAUUGCAGAACGAACAUAUGCCGAUCGCUUAAAUCUCCUCCCAGCUCCGGUCGAUGAUCGGGUUGUCACUAUCAAAAGCUUGACAACUACAAAUACGUGGGGAAAGACAAAGAAAAGACUACUUUCUUUAAGCGAUUGUCUUCGUCCCGAUCCAACAAGGAGAUGCAGACUGACAGUACAACUUAUAGAUCACACUGGUUCAAUCACCCUUGAUCUCAACGGCAAUGAUGCUGAGCAACUACUACCUUUCACUAUCGAUGAAAUCCAAAAGCAAGAGAUACAGAACAAGCUGGACUAUACCACCGUUGAGGAUUUUAUUAAACAAAACAACUUGGUCUGUUUGGUGAAGAAGACCCAAAAUACAUACAAUUCAACUGCUGCAGCCAAAUACAUAGCUAUCAUUGCUCAUAUUAGGAACUCAACUCCCGAAGAGCUCGCUGUCAUAUCAAAGUACACUACCAACUAUGCAACCACAUUAACAUCCUGGAAUUCUGGCACUGCAACAACCUUAACUGAAGUAGUAGAAAAAUCAGACCUCAUCUCCCAAGGAACAGCAAUAGAAGUCGCAAUGACAGAAAUGGAGACAAGGAAAAGAGCCAGCCCAACCAAUUUGGACAACUCAUCUUCUACAAAGUCCAAUGAAGGAAUCAGUGGUGCAGCACCUGCACAACAAAAGGACGGAACCACCAAGAAGCAAUGCAACUGA